GCAGAGCUGAGAAAGCCAGGAUCCCGGCUCCUCGGCCCCUCUCUUCACAAUAUUUGAUUAGGAAUUUGGGGGCGGGACCCUGGCCUGGCACAGGCCCGGACACUCUCAGUAGACACCUCACUCCUUCUUUCUCUCACAGACACUUCCUUCAACCCAAGGAGUCCACAGACAGAGGGACGCGGUGACUCUCUGAAAGGUUCAACUCCAGUUGCCAACCUCAGCAAGGCCCAAAUGCAAGAGAGACAAAAUGCAGUGGGCCUCUGUCUUGCUGCUGGCAGGGCUCUGCUCCCUCUCCUGGGCCCAGUAUGAUGAAGACCCCCACUGGUGGUUCCACUACCUCCGCAGCCAGCAAUCCACCUACUACGAUCCCUAUGAACCUUACCCUUAUGAGCCCUAUGAGCCUUACCCCUAUGGGGUGGAGGAAGGUCCAGCCUAUGCCUAUGGCUCUCCACCCCCAUCAGAUCCCCGAGAUUGCCCCCAGGAGUGUGACUGCCCACCUAACUUUCCCACGGCCAUGUACUGCGACAACCGCAACCUGAAAUAUCUGCCCUUCGUGCCCUCCCGCAUGAAGUAUGUCUACUUCCAGAACAACCAGAUCUCUUCCAUCCAGGAAGGAGUCUUCGACAAUGCCACCGGGCUGCUCUGGAUUGCUCUCCACGGCAACCAGAUCAGCAGCGAGAAGGUGGGCAAGAAGGUGUUCUCUAAGCUGAGGCACCUGGAGAGGCUGUACCUGGACCAUAACAACCUGACCCGGAUGCCCGGCCCACUGCCUCGAUCCCUGAGGGAACUCCAUCUUGACCACAACCAGAUCUCGCGGGUCCCCAACAAUGCCCUGGAGGGGCUGGAGAACCUCACAGCUUUGUACCUUCAACACAACGAGAUCCAGGAAGUGGGCAGUGCGUUGAGGGGCCUCAGGUCUUUGAUCUUGCUGGACCUGAGUUACAACCACCUUCGGAGGGUGCCUGAUGGACUGCCCUCAGCCCUUGAGCAGCUGUAUCUGGAGCACAACAACGUCUACUCAGUCCCAGACAGCUACUUCCGGGGGUCACCCAAACUGUUGUAUGUGCGGUUGUCCCACAACAGUCUCACCAACAAUGGCCUGGCCUCCAACACCUUCAAUUCCAGCAGCAUCCUUGAGCUUGACCUCUCCUACAACCAGCUGCAGAAGAUCCCCCCAGUCAACACCAAUCUGGAGAACCUCUACCUCCAAGGCAAUAGGAUCAAUGAGUUCUCCAUCAGCAGCUUCUGCACCGUGGUGGACGUCAUGAACUUCUCAAAGCUGCAGGUGCUGCGCCUGGACGGCAACGAGAUCCAGCGGAACGCGAUGCCCGAGGACGCGCCGCUCUGCCUGCGCCAGGCCAGCCUCAUCGAGAUCUGAGCGGCCUCGCCCUGGGCGCGGGGCCCAGGGCCCCUCGCCCCACUGCAUUUGGCUUGAUGGUUUGGUUUGGCUUUUGCUGGAAGGUCUGGGACAGACCAUGUGACAGAACUCCACGCGCCCCCUGUAGCCUUCUUCCCUGUGGGCAGGGUCGGGUGGGAGGAGGGACACGCCCCAGCUGUAGUUUCCAGGACAGAAGUGGCGGCAGAGGGAGUAAUCCCCGACAGUCCCAGCGUCAGAACUCUCACUGCCCUUAGGUUCUUCCCGCUGAUCUGGUGUCAUGAACUUUAAAAGUUGCUUGGUCACAGUACACAGCCUGCUUUCCCACCGAGCCCGGACUCUGAGCAGCGCUGGGCAGCGCGCCCAUGUCCGGGGCUGGUCAUGCCGCUCCCCUGGGCUGGCGCGCAUUGCUGCUCAGAAUAUACCUCUAGUCCACCUGCCUCCUCCUAACUGCCCCCAGCCACUCAGCUUGCUGCACAGCCAGCUCUUCUAUGCCUUAGGCAGAGACAGGAGGCCCCAAGGCACUCGGGCACCUGCCACCAGAGGACCCACACUGGUGUCUGAAAUUGGAGGUCACCAAGAGUCACCCCUAUGCCUCCCUAACCUCACUCCUUGAAAGCCACCAGAGGAGGUCACCAGUAUGAUGACAAUAUUCAGGGCCUGAUGUGGGAGGAGACAACCAACCUUAGGCUUAGAUCAAUGGAUGGGCCUAUACCUUAGCAGCCGGGCAGUUUUUCGAAGGUAGAUCAGACUUCAAAAGCGGGGAGUCAGACUAGGCUGCACUGAUGGGGCUCCCCAGUAGUUCUGUUCCUGCCCUGCACUUUCCACAUUGGCAGCAGCUCCCUACUUGGGUCUUUAUCCUCAAAGGGGAGACCAUGUGGUUCUCAGAGCAUUAGAGAGGUAGUUUGGCUCUUGCUCCUCUUAUCCAAGCAGGAAGAUCUCCAUCCUGAUGGGAGAGACAGACUCCAACUAGCCCUGGACUUGCCUGCUAGCUCAAGGAGGAGGCUGUGGUUCUCCUGCAUUAAUUGAUUUGUGCCAAGGCCACAGUUCUGUAGUACCAGCUCUGGCUGGAGAUGCUCACUGGGCCCAUGAAGCCCAGGCCAGGCAGCCAACUCUUUCCUGUGCUGAGCAUAAAACCCUCUGCUUUCGCAUCUCUGAGCUACACCCUCAUUACUGAGGAUGCCUGUUGCUUUAUAGCUUGGCUGGAGAGCGUUGACUUCUCCCCAUUUCUGAAAGGUAAUGUUGCCUGGGGCCUAACAUUCCUUCUCUUUGGGGCAUCAUGGGGAUGGAGCCAUCUGGGAAGCCCAGGGAGAGAGAGAGAGCCCUAGCCUGGCCCUUGCCCAGAUGCCAUUGUGUCCUUGAUGCUGUGUGUGUUUCUCAAGAAGCGAAGGGGGGAUCUUUGGACUAUGUUCGUGGCUCCAGACCCUGAAAUCCACAAAAGCCAAACCAGCUCAUUUCAACCAAGGAGCUCUGGUGUGAGGGGUAAAGCUGCCCCCGCCCCAGGGCUCUUCAGAAAGCAUCUGCAUGUGAACACCAUCAUGCCUCUAUAAAGGAUCCUUAUAUAGGAAAAGCAUGAGUGGUGGCUAACCUGACUAAUAAAGGUAUUCUACAACUGCA
Messenger RNA from Miniopterus natalensis, 2992 nucleotides. RefSeq names its product fibromodulin (gene FMOD). Gene Ontology annotation, molecular function: protein binding. The record is from RefSeq and is a predicted model, not a curated record. NCBI's taxonomy places the organism in Eukaryota, Metazoa, Chordata, Mammalia, Chiroptera, Miniopteridae.